This is a messenger RNA of Aphanomyces invadans, 695 nucleotides long. RefSeq lists its product as hypothetical. NCBI's taxonomy places the organism in Eukaryota, Oomycota, Saprolegniomycetes, Saprolegniales, Verrucalvaceae. Bases 298 to 684 code for a protein of 128 amino acids. The transcript is spliced from 2 exons. The record is from RefSeq and is a predicted model, not a curated record.
CGCGCCGACGCCGAAGGGACAUGAAAUCCGCACGGGUGUUGGACUUUGUCUCUGUCGACGUCUUUGAAAGCGACUGGGUGACUCAAAGGAUCGGGAAAGGACAAGUUGGCUCAACACGCGUUCGACGCCACCACAAAUGGCAAGGAUUGCACAAAGACAAAGCCCGCGAAAUGGCCCCCUCGCCUGCUCUGUUUGCGUGUGCAAGAGGACGCACGGAAGUCAAGGUCCCGUUGGCAUAACUCGGUCAUGCACAUGGAGUGCUAGGGCGACGGACGCGAAACUUGAGGGGGUGCGAUAAUGCAGCUUGGACAUAAUCGCAGAUUCAUCGUCCGAGGAACGCCUCGGCCGGUCCCCUUAAGGAUUGCUUCGAAGUCACAGCGACUGCACGAGUUGCGAAGCUCAUUUUGUACACUUCAACGUGUUGGCACCUUCCGACGUGCGCAUCGCUCAUUCAAACCAUCGGACACUUUCCGCGUUUUAGAACUCGUCGCGGUGCCGCAGUGUGACUCUCUUGCAAGUAGUGCAAACGAGGCAUGCGGCCCCGGUCAAGUCGAUUGCGCGGUGCACAUAUUCCGAACCCGCUCGUUGAAUGGAGCAUCGACCGCACGGGGAGAAAGCGUCGUGGUGCUCGCAUUCAAGACGUUCUUGCAUGCUGCCGACGCCGCGUGUCACGUCGACACAUGACUUCCUUCGGC